This is a messenger RNA of Porites evermanni, 903 nucleotides long. The record is from the annotation of a GenBank genome assembly. NCBI's taxonomy places the organism in Eukaryota, Metazoa, Cnidaria, Anthozoa, Scleractinia, Poritidae.
UGCAACUGGUUUGUGCUGAUUUUAUAUUUGCUGGAGGCUGAAUUACCUGAAUUACAGGUAGACAAAGAUACAGCCAAACCUCUAUUAUAACCGGCCUCCAGUCGCAGUAACGGAACGAGACAAUAUGAAAACCACAGGACUUUGCUUUACCUGGUGUGCGUCUCUCAAAACUAUGGGAAAUGUUUCAUGCCCAAACAUAAUUUUUCAAGUUUGUUUUGUAGCAAUUGCGACUAGCUUUUUAGACAAACUACCCCAAUUUACUUCUCCAUUUUAUAGCCAGCGCUUUCCUAAAAAUAGUCGAAAAAUGCUAGGAAUCCGAUUUCUUUUAAUGAACUAAGUUCACGUAAAGUAGUCUUUCGGAAGUUUCGAGAAAUGCAGACCCAUGAUAUAAACGUAGAUCCGUGAUUUAAACGAAGCAGCGGGAGAAAAACCCCUGGUAUCGAUUGCUUGCUUUAACAGUAACGUCUUACCUCAUGUAUGAGUAUUUUAUGUAAACCACCACUGCUUGGUACUAAGAAGGUAAGGAGGGUAAUGUAGUGCCGCAAGCAUUAACAAGUCUUACAGAGAGCAUGCUCUUAUAGUCAAAAACGUAAAACAAACGAAUUACCAGUGUGUUCACCAAUUGCUACACUUGCUCAUCUUGCUACACUUGCCACACCUGUUACGGUUGCUACACUUGCUGCAAUUGUUACGUUCGCUUCGUUUGGUACACUUGCUACGCUCCUCUUCCUACGUUUGCAAAGUUUGCUUGCUACGUUUGCUACCUGCGCAUGCUACACUCGUUACUCUUGCUACGCGUUCUACGCUUGCUACAGUACAUUUGCUACACUUACUACCCUUGCUACGUUUGUUUGCUACACUUCUUGCCCUUGCUAUGUUGGCUACGCUUGCAACGCUUUCUGA